Pseudozyma hubeiensis SY62 is the source of this 2064-nucleotide messenger RNA. Its product is annotated as transketolase. Gene Ontology annotation, cellular component: cytosol. The record is from RefSeq and is a predicted model, not a curated record. The transcript has 3 exons. Bases 1 to 2064 code for a protein of 687 amino acids. Lineage: Eukaryota; Fungi; Basidiomycota; Ustilaginomycetes; Ustilaginales; Ustilaginaceae. Gene Ontology annotation, molecular function: transketolase activity. Gene Ontology annotation, biological process: pentose-phosphate shunt.
AUGUCUUUCACCAAGGCUGCUAGUGACGAGAAGGCUAUCGCCACCAUCCGUUGCUUGGCCGCCGAUGUGGUCGCCAAGUCCAACUCGGGUCACCCUGGUGCUCCCAUGGGUAUGGCCCCCAUGGCCCACACCCUCUUCUCUCGAUUCAUGAACGUCAACCCCGCUCACUCCAAGUGGGUCAACCGUGACCGAUUCGUUCUCUCCAACGGUCACGCUUGUGCCCUGAUCUACAUCCUUAACCACCUCCUCGGAUACAAGGAUUUGCCCAUGGAGCAGCUCAAGUCGUUCCGUCAGAUCGACUCCAAGACCCCUGGUCACCCCGAGUACGGCCACACCGAGGGUAUCGAGGUCACCACUGGUCCUCUGGGUCAAGGUUUCUCCAACUCGGUCGGUCUCGCCAUUGCCCAGGCCAACUUGGCUGCCACCUACAACAAGGACGGCUUCCCCCUCUUCACCAACCACACAUACAUGUUCACCGGUGACGGCUGCUUGCAGGAGGGUAUCGCCUCCGAGGCCGCCUCUCUCGCUGGUCACCUUAAGCUCGGCAACCUCAUCGCCCUCUACGAUGACAACCACAUCUCCAUCGACGGUGACACCGCCUGCUCCUUCACCGAGGACGUCGAGGCGCGUUUCCUCGCCUACGGCUGGCACGUCUCGCACGUCCUUGACGGUGACAAGGACCUCGAGGGUCUCUUCAAGGCCAUCACCGAUGCUAGGAACGUCACCGACAAGCCCUCCCUCAUCCGUGUCAAGACCACCAUCGGUUUCGGUUCCAAGCAGCAGGGUCUCGCCGCCACCCACGGCGCUCCCCUCAAGGCUGACGACAUCGAGGGUGUCAAGGCCAAGUUCGGCAUGGACCCCAAGGAAAAGUUCGUCGUCCCCGACGACGUCUACGCCGCCUACAAGGAGAUCGCUGACCGUGGUGCCAAGGCCGACAAGGAGUGGACCGAGCUGUUCAAGGCUUACGGCGACAAGUACCCCAACGAGCACGCCGAGAUCGCCCGCCGAAUCGCCGGCAAGCUUCCCGAGGGCUGGGAGAAGGCGCUCCCCACCUACAAGCCCAGCGACGACGCCGUCGCCUCGCGAAAGCUUUCCGAGACCGUCCUCGGCAAGGUGGCCGACGUCGUUCCCGAGCUCCUCGGUGGUUCCGCCGAUUUGACCGGCUCCAACUUGACCCGAUGGGGCAACGCCGUCGACUUCCAGCACCCCAGCACCCAGCUCGGCGACUACUCGGGCAAAUACAUCCGAUACGGUGUCCGUGAGCACGCCAUGGGUGCCAUCAUGAACGGUCUCGCCGCCUACGGCAUGCACAUCCCCACUGCCGGUACUUUCCUCAACUUCGUCUCGUACGCCAUCGGCGCUGUCCGUCUCUCGGCACUCUCGGGUCACCGUGUUAUCUGGGUCGCCACCCACGACUCGAUCGGUCUCGGUGAGGACGGCCCCACCCACCAGCCUAUCGAGACCGCCAUCGCUCUCCGUGCCAUCCCCAACCUCAUGUUCUGGCGUCCUGCCGACGGUAACGAGACUUCGGGUGCUUACCUCGUUGCCAUCGAGGCCAAGUCGACCCCUUCGGUUCUCGCCCUCACCCGUCAGAACCUGCCCCAGCUCGAGGGCAGCUCCAUCGAGAAGGCCGCCAAGGGUGGUUACGUUGUUGUUGAGAACGAGUCGGCUGACAUCACCCUCGUCGCCUCGGGUUCCGAGGUCGCCAUUUGCAACGAAGCCGUUGCCAAGCUCGGCGAGAAGGGCAUCAAGGCUCGUGUCGUCUCGAUCCCCUGCUUCUCGGUCUUCGACGCCCAGCCCAUCGACUACCGUCUCUCGGUCCUCCCCUCGGGCAAGCCCAUCCUUUCCGUCGAGGCUUACUCGACGCUCGGCUGGUCCAAGUACUCGCACGCCCAGCACGGUAUCAACACCUUCGGUGCCUCGGCCCCUGCCAAGGAGCUCUUCAAGAAGUACAAGAUGACCGGCGAGGACGUUGCCGCCAAGGCCGAGCACGUCGCCAAGGUCUUCCAGGGCCAGACCCUCGUCAGCCCCAUCGAACUUGAGGCCAAGCUCAUGAAGUACUAA